This is a messenger RNA of Lutzomyia longipalpis, 2481 nucleotides long. RefSeq names its product juvenile hormone esterase-like. The record is from RefSeq and is a predicted model, not a curated record. The transcript has 4 exons. The coding region runs from base 227 to 1966 and encodes 579 amino acids. NCBI's taxonomy places the organism in Eukaryota, Metazoa, Arthropoda, Insecta, Diptera, Psychodidae.
GUUCUCUCAAGAUUAGCCGUCUGUAUGAUCAUCAACCAUGCAACGUCUUCGAAUUAUAAAGAAUUUUGUCUCGUCAUUUGGCGAAAUAUUUUAAUUAAUUAAGACAACUUGGAAGAAACCGGUAUGGUGAAAGUCCAAUAAACUUUGCUUUCGGAGGGUUCUUAUGUAAAAUUCUUUUUUCGAUUGCGACCAGUUUGUGUUAAGAAUCAGACGAAGACUGUACCCAAUGUGGAGAGACAUGCCUCUUUUGCUGAUUCUCAUAUGUGGACAGUUUGUCUUAUUCGUGAAUAUGCAAAAUAUUUCCGUUAACGGUGAAGAAUUUCAUUCAAAAUCUUACGUGGCCCCAGAACCGAUAGUUUGUGUCGAUGCUGGAUGUGUUCGUGGAAGAGUUGUGAAUGGUGUGAGGAAUACCUAUGAAGCUUUCUAUGGGAUCCCCUAUGCAGAGCCACCCGUUGGAAAGUUGAGAUUUAAAAAUCCAAUUCCUCGUGGAGCAUGGACAAAAUCCUGGGAUGCAACAUACCCAAGAAGUGCGUGCCUUCAGAAGAACUAUUUCAACUACAGACAACCCAUUGUGGGAUCGGAAGAUUGCCUCUAUCUCAAUGUUUACCGACCAUCUGGGAAGUAUUUAAAGAAGAAUCUACCUGUUCUUAUCUUCAUCCAUGGCGGUGGUUUUCUAUCAUUCUCAUCAUCACCCAGUGAACUUGGCCCAGAUUAUUUUAUGGCCACUAAUGCUGUGAUCGUGGUAACAUUUAACUACCGUCUCGGUGUGUUUGGUUUCCUCUGUUCGGGCGAUGAGGCUAUUCAGGGGAAUUUUGGUCUAAAAGAUCAACAACUUGCCCUAGAGUGGGUGGCAGGGAAUAUUGGAUUUUUCGGCGGUGAUGAAAAUUCCAUUACCUUGGCUGGUCAGAAUGCUGGUGCAGCUUCGGUUAAUUUGCAUAUGUUGAAUCGAAAAUCACAGUCUCUCUUUCAUCGUGCCAUUCUUAUGAGUGGAUCAGCUCUUGCUUCGCCUCUCUUCCCAAUUGAUUCUCCCCAUCAAUUUCGUAUGGAAGCAAUGGCAAGCGGAAUCACGGACUGGGACACAGCCCCGAUAUACAAAUUAGCGGAGAAGGUGAAGCAACUCGAUGGACUUAAGCUUCUUCAUGCUGUUGAUCAAUUGUUUACCUUUCCGGGCAUUCCCCCUGUUCCUCUACGUCCGUGCAUUGAAGGUGACUGGAAGGGAGCCUUCCUAACUGAGGAUCCUAAGAAAAUUUGGGCUGAAGGGGCAUUUGAGCAGAAACCAAUGCUAUUGAGCUUAACACGAAAUGAAGGAAUCGUUGAAGCUAUCUUGACUACCAAUAAAACCCGCCUGGAGGAAUACAAUAGGAACAUUUACAAACUCCUUCCAAUUCAAAUGGGCUUCAAUCCUCUGUACACAGAUGAUGUCCUCCAAUUUUACUUUGGCAAUAAAAAAUACAUAGACCACAACAAUGUUGACCGAUACUAUCAGAUGGUUUCAGAUAGAUUCUUCCGCUAUCAAUUCUUCGUCCUUAUUAGUCAAUACCUAAAAUAUGCAGACGUGCAGAAGAAUCCAAUUUACUUCUAUGAAUUUGCAUUUGAGAGUUCCUACACCUUUCUCAAAUACAUCACGGGGAAGGAUAUAAAUCUAGGAGUGGGUCAUUUUGAUGAUCUAAUUUAUCUUUUCACCAUGCCAGGAUUUUUCCCACCAUUUGAAAUCAAUACGCCCGAAAGUCGAAUGAGCGGUAUCCUUGUAAGGACUAUUGUGAAUUUCGUGGCAGCGGGGGAGAUUAAAAAGUGGCGCACAAUUAAACCAUGUACAGCAAUUACCACCGAAUUAGGAUGUGAUCGUCAAGUGUUCAAGAGAUACAGAGAACUGAGUCCACACCAAGUGGUUGUUUCCGUAACAAAUCGAAUUAAUGGAGAUAUGCUAAAGUUUUGGGAAGGUAUUGAUAGUAGUGGGACUAGAUAGUGUUUUCCGUAAAAUUUUCACACAAAGAUUCAUUUAAAAAGUUAAAAUAACACGUACCGUCAAUUGGGGUAACUAUAUGGAAAGUGGGGUGAAUAGGAACUUCAAUCAUUUGAAAUAGUUUUGGUUUUUGUUUGUAUUAUUUAUUGUUUUACAUUUCUUUUUUUUAAUGUUUAACGUUUUUUUUUACUAGCAUUUGAUACUUCUUUUCACGUUUGACGUCUCUUAUCCAAUAUUUGAAAUUUCUUUUCUUACUAAUGACGUAUCUUUUCACAUUUGACGUUUGUUUUCGAACGUAUGAAUUCCCUCGACUACUCUCCCUGACUACGCUACAUCGACUUAAAUUUUUUUGUAGCUUUUUUUUAAACAAUUAUUAGGGACCUGUUGAAUUUUUCUUUACCUAUUUACCCUAUUUUACGGUACGUAAACAAUUAAAUCAAUUUUUGCCAAUAACAAAUAAAUACAUAAAAAUGUAAGAAUAAAGCUUUUUUGUAAAAUUUUUAAAAUGAAGUUUCUUU